Molecule: messenger RNA, 7200 nt
Organism: Cephus cinctus (wheat stem sawfly)
Lineage: Eukaryota; Metazoa; Arthropoda; Insecta; Hymenoptera; Cephidae
Gene: tei
Product: hemicentin-2
Exons: 12
Coding region: 837-2867 (676 amino acids)
Biological process (GO): cell-cell adhesion
Cellular component (GO): cell-cell junction
Molecular function (GO): cell adhesion molecule binding
Source: RefSeq, a predicted model, not a curated record
GGUGGCAGUGAGUCCCCCCAAACUCCAACGGCGCUCUGCUCAGUUCCGAAAGCCGACCUCGAGCUGAAAGCACAUCUCGCAGUUUACGCUCUGGGGUUUCCUCCGUGUUAAGUUACGGGCGGGUGUAUCGCUCGUAUACAACGGGGGUUAACGCGCGGGUCAACCCAGGCUCGUUUAUUCGAAGAACGAAUCUUGAUUUUCGUAAAAUCUUGCUUCACGUGACAUAUGGUGUGACAAUCUUUUACAGGCAUCGCCUAGGAUCUGCUCCGAGGUGUGGAUCGUUAUUAGUGCUUAAAAAUACACGAAGUAACCUAUCGAAGUGUCGGACUGAAGUUGCUCACGCCGAAAUGACAGUUUUUUUUUUCAGCCUGAAAAAUAUAGGGGGUGCGUCCUGAUGGAAGUACAGAUAUGGAACAAUGUGAAACACGGCAAGGGUCAAUUACCCACCUCCUAAUUCCGGCACGGUAUUCUUCACGCGUAUGCAUUCAUUGCUGAUAAGCGUUAUCGAGGUGAAACCUGAAAAAAAAAGACUUAGCACCGUUAUAACCAAUGCCGCGUAACACGUGGUGAACCUGGUCGAAGAGAUCGUGAAAUAUCGUGCCAUGGGAACUUAGUACGACGUAGAAGGUGCGUGUCCUGAUGUUAAGGUGCUGGAAGGUUCAGUGAGGUCAGUCAGACUGUCGACGCGUGACCAAUAAGUGAUGUCAGUGAGAAUCAGCACGUACGCGUACAGAGAGUGAAAUCGUAUUUUGCCGCAUUACAUGUUGUAAUAAUACAAAUAUAAGUGUUAAAAGUGACUACUGCAUUCGGUAGAAAAAGUUCGUAGGGAUGCCGUGAUGGGGUGCAGCUCGAGGUCAUUCUUCGUAGCCACAUUCUUCGUGGGCGCACUCCUGUCGAUUGUCCUGCUGAUCGAGGUGUCCAGUGCUACACGCUCCAGGAAACGAGGCACUACCGAUACACCACGUGGAGGCUCCGUGAACGAGGCUGGUCUUUUUGCACUUCGCGGAAGACAAGAGGGCGGCAGACGAUUCAAAAGAACCACCAGUACCACCAGCACCAUCAGUCCCAAUCCGAACAUCAGAACCAAGAGCAUCACCACUGUUUCACCUGCGGUGACUUCGCUGAUCGACGAUGUGGCACAACCUGCGGCACUUUUGGCUCCCGACGAAGAACCAUGGCCUACGAGCCCACCCAGCACUACCAACCUUCCAAUUUCGUCUUCGACAAUGACACCCAGGCCACCCGUCGAAUGCGUCGUGAAGCCUCACGACAAGGUCGUUCUCCCUUGCGAACUCAACGGAAAUUACUCCAGACUCCUAUUACCAGCGAGCAGGAGCUACAGGAUACGACCGGCAACCUGGCUACACGAAGGAAGUCCCGUCGAUAUGAUCACCAUAGAUACACGAACGGAAAUGAGUGGCACUGGACACAGAUAUAUCGGCGACUCUUCGACGGCCGCGUUGCAUAUUGAUAACGUGAGGCUCGAGGAUGACGGGAUGUGGACCUGCACCCUUGAAGAUGAUCGGGGUAAAAUCCUCGUCGGCAGACCCGUUCAGCUCGUCGUUCUGGAGGCACCUCGGGGGACGUAUCUGUUGAUAGAUGGCCGUCGCUUAGAUCCAGGAAACCAGUUCGUCCCCGUUAAGGAGGGUUCUGAACUGACUUUGGAAUGUGCUGCAGAGGGUGGGAAUCCACCACCCGUUCUCGCUUGGGGUAUGACACUCUCGCAAGCCACCCUCGACGGUCCACAGCAACCCCCGGACAAUCUGACAAUCUUACCAACCACCCUUGGCAGACGAAGCGGCGCCCAUCUUAAGGUUCUUCGCGGACAUCACAACGCGACGAUUACCUGCGUCGCGCGACACGUCACUCUUGCGACGCCUCUCAACGCCAGCAUCCUCCUCGACGUACAAUACACUCCGUCGUUUGCAAUAACGAGAUUACCCGGAUUUGGUAUACCGAUCGUCGAGGGUAUGUCUGUCAGUCUGAAAUGUGAGGUGGAUAGCAAUCCAUCCAGCUCACCAAUUUGGCAACGGGACAAUGGACCACCUCCAGUGGAGCAGAGUGACGACGGAUGGUUGAAUUUCACGAAAAUUACUCGCGCCGAAAGCGGCUGGUACAAGUGCUAUACGCGACACAUGCUUGGUAUUUUCACAAGCAUCGGCUACUUCCUGAACAUUCGAUAUGAUCCAGACUUGGAGACGGAAGCCGAGGCUCUCAACGGGGAGGCCACGGAUUCACGAAAAAUGGAAGUUCAAAUCGGCGGUGCAGUCACUCUCGAAUGUGACGGCGGAUGCUGGGGACAUGGACCAGGGAUGGAACCUGUCGGUGGGCCUGGACCACUUGCCCUGAGUCGUGUUGUCUAUCAGGAAGCCGGUGAAUAUCGAUGCGUCGCUCCUGAUAGAAAAAUGCAGGAUACCUGGCGAGCGCAGUUACCUUAUCACGUCAAAGUUACCGGAAAACCAAUGGUACUUCCACCCUUACAAACGAUGACGGCGAACGAGGGCGAAUCACUCGACGUUGUGGUGGAAUUUUGCGCGGCGCCUUCUUACACGAAAGUUUUAUGGUUGUCGAAGGAAAGUGUCUACGUUCCCGGCGCUACGGCUCGCGAUGGCGUUCAAGCACUUACGAUAGAGGACGGUGGCACGGAGGCAUGCUUCAGGACGGUUUUACGUUUCGAAACUGUCCAAUGGUCGCAUGCCGGUGAAUGGCUACUGCUGGUCCGGUCGCCGGAAGGGAUUGCGGACGCUUCCGUUUUACUCAACGUGACGCGAGCAUCCGGUUACAGCCACGCCCACAUCCGAUCACUAAGUUUCCCAAACCUUUUUCUCUGUCUAAUCCUAUCGGUACUCGUACAGCGCCGUCGUUGAACUGCCGGUUCGCGUGAUAUAGAAUAGAACGAAAUCUCUCGACAAAUAAUAAGGCUCUCGCCCCACGACGCCUCCCUUGGUAAAGGGAAUACCGGUGGAUAAGAACGAUAUCCGCCGGAAGUGAAGUGCGCUGUAAUGUAGAUAAUUACUUUUUAUAAAGUGAACCCUAUAUAAGACAGGUUGGUAAGAUCAGUAUUACGAACGAAUUUAAUUAACGUUUAAACGCGUAUAGUGUCAAUAGACGUGUACGUAAUAAAUUGCUGUACGAUCGUGGGACGCGAUUGAUCGUACUAAAAGGAAUAUAAGUGAAUCUCGAACGGAGCCAAUUUAGAAAUAUAAAUUUAUUCCAGCUGGCGCAAAACGAAUGACACGAUAUUUCUAGUAUCUAAACGUGCUUACGUUGUGACGUCCAUAAUCGCUAAUGCAGUAUUGGCCUCAGACCUUCCCGGCUCAAUCGGGAUAUAAUUCAUUACAAUUUAUAGUAUAUUCUUAUAUAUUGUUGACCCAUACAGAAUAUUAUCAGCCAUCAUUCUCGUUUCUCUCGUUUACGUAUCCUCGGAAUUCUUAUUGCUCUCAUACACGCCUAUACUACUCCCUGUAUAUACACAGAUAUUCACUGUAUAACGAGUCAAUAUAGAUGAUCAGUUUUUUUAAGUGAUUAGACGAAGAAAUCCUAAACAUAAGUUUAUGGAAAAUUACGUGUAUAUCGAAACACACAAAUUACGACGGUCCUUAUUUCUUGAUGCGGUCGCAACGGCAAACCUUUAAUUAAAGAUAUUCAUUGGCUCAACUGAAAUUACGACUGUUUCAAUUGUACCGUAAUAACGUAACGAGGUGUUGCUAAUUGUUUAAGGGAGUACAAUACAUUUAUUUCAAGUUUCACAGUGAGUCUCGUCGUCAUUGAGUUUCUGCUAGUUAAGACAAAGGAAUUCGGAGGAACGUCAUUCCCAGAAAAAUAUAAAAUCAUUUUGACAUAAUUGGACUCGUUUAGUAAUAAUGGGAACUGUAUUCUAUGUAAAAGUAAUAAUUUCGCAUUGUACAUAAUUGUAUAGAUAAUUUAUACGUAUUAUGGUAAAAUGGAACGUUUGUAUUGUCGUUUGCGAGAAAUCUUUGAGAUUAAUGAGAAAGGACGAUAUAUAUAUAUAUAUAUAGAUAUAUAUAUAGAAACACACAUACUAUAUGUGUGUACGAUGCGGUGAGGUAAAAUUUUCUUUAAAGUGAGAAUUUUACGUGCAAACAGACGCUUUCGUGGAAACUCGGAACGAGUCCGUGAAAACGAAACCAUAACGAGGCAAAACUUCAUGGGGUACAUGCUGGAAAAUACGUCAUCGGUUGAUGAAAAAUUAUCGUGCUAAAUAUUGUAGCAUGGUGUAAAGGCGAAAUAUUAUUUAGGGAAGUGACGUCGAGUAUUAAGGAUAUAUAGGUAAAUGAAUAAAUAAAUUGUUGUAUAUUAUAUUAUAGGUCACCAGAUUUGUAAUAUGUACAUAGGUCAUUGUAUAUGUAUAUGGGCUAUUACACGAUAUAGCCUAUAACGACUUAUGUAGGGACAUUGUUAGAUAACAUAUAUUUAUUAUUCGUUGAUAUAUUUUUGUAAAGUUUUAUUUAGUUAUAGAUUCCUCUUAUCGUCUCGCUAUGUCAUCUCGUCCGGUUAUUAUUUUGCUCAUUGGCGGUUAAGACAUUAAAUAAUUUUCCUCGUUGCUUCUCGUCAGCGUUCGUCGAAAAAACGGCCGAUUAAAUUGUCGCGCAAUCACUCGUGAAAAUUGAAUGGGUUAUUGAAAAAUUCUUGUAUGAAGCGAAUCUUUGUCAUUUAUGUAAUCUGGUUGCGUAAGAGCGACAGAGAGAGAGAGAGAGAGAGAGAGAGAGAGAGAGAGAAAGAGAGAGAGUAAUAAAUUUAAUUCUUGGCCGUCAUGGGCGCAUUUUUCAUAAGCGAAUAAACGUGAAAAAAGUAGAUGAUGUUGAAUUCGGUACCAGGACUUCAUUUUGGGUAUUUCUAUUUUAAUUAAAAAAAAUUUGUUUGAAACCAAAGAAAGACACAAAUUCAUACGAUAAUUUCUCAUACUGAUAUUAUAGCAUUAAAAAAAAUAUUUUUUUUUGUACAUUAUCCAAUCCCUCCGUAUCUUGUAUGUUAAUGAUAUUGCGUGUAUGAAUGGAUACGUUUUCUCCAUGUUUAUGACCAAAAUGAUUUUUAAAAAUGUGGUAUAACUGUUCAAGUGACGAGCGUAUAUAACAGGUAAGUAAGAUUUUCACCCUUAUAAGACUAUACUAUAGCUCUCGUAAUGUAAUCUUGUAAUGGCAGCUAAUAAUUUGCGCGUUGCAAGUUGCAGUUAUCAUUAAGGACAAGUAUGUGUUCUAAAUAGAUUUAAAUAUUGCGAUUUUCUGAUAUGAAUUUAUUAAGGAGAAAUCGCUUUGAAAAUUUUCACUUUUAUUCGAGAUAAUGUUUUACAUUAAAUCAAUGGCAGGUUAUACAUUCGUACGUUAUAUGUCGAUAGGGUUUAACGGAUAGUUGAAUUAUAUUCGUUAUGAGUCAUGGACGCGUUUCGAUAUAUGUGUAAUGAUAAUGUAUCUCCUAAUACUCGCUCAGAUGGAAUUAAAGAUAAUUGCGAUCUAUUGUUGCGCAAAUAUAUAUUUUAAAACUUGUAUCCGUAAUCGGAACAGAUUUGGCCGUAAUUGUAACGUGUAGCACAAGAUAUUGUUGAAACAAUUCAUUUAACGAUUUGCCACUCAUUAUCAUGCAAUUAUUCGCGCAUAGGGGCGAUAAUGAGUAAAGAGUCUGGUACUAAUAGUCAUUGCGUAAUUUCAUUUGUCAAAGUAUAAAUGUACCGAUUGACAGAAAGCCACAUUCUGUUUGUAAUGCGAUUGAACGAUUAUGAGGAUCGAAUUUUUUGUCGUUUUGCGAAACGUUGCGAAAUUUCAUAUUGUAAAUAAAUAUUCAAUUUUUUUAUAACUGUGUGGUAAAGUCUGCGAACGCUUAUUUCGUAAGAAAUCGGAUGCAGGUCUUGUGAAUGAUUAAAUAUAUAAAUAAUGAACGUCAAAGACGAUCCACGUAUUAAUUAUUGAAUGCGACCCCGCAUCCGAUGUUUUACAUGCAAAAUAAAAGGAUUUUUUUGCGAGGUAGGUUACGGACUUGUUAGUAAAAAAAAGAACAAGGAUUAACGUGAUCCUUAAUUAAUUUAAGAGAAAAAAAAAAUGGGAAAGUCAAUUUGUACAUAGAAGUACGUAAGGAUAAUAAAUCAACAGAUUAAUAGAUAAUUAAGAACGCGUUAAUUGUCGCAAAUGAACAAUACUAUUAUCGAAAAUUAAAAUAACAUUGAAAAUGCAAUAGUGUCUCAUAAUAAUGCCAGGACGUUACUAAAAAAAAAAUUCCCUAAACCUUGUCCCUAUAUAUACCCAUACCUAGUUCGUCAUAAUUCUAUAGUAAUUUCAGAUGGACCCCCCACUAACAAAUUGUCAAACUACGAUACCCUUGAAAAUAUUGGCAAAAAAAGAGCAACGUGAGAAUUUGCAAACGGUGUCAGACAAGUUUAGCAAGAACAAUGAUUUCGUUCAAUUUAAUUAUGAAUGAACGCGAAAACGAGCUUAGCUAUACGAAACGUACGAGUUUCGUUCUUCAUGUAAAAUAGAAUGACAUGGGAAAUCAUUACCACCAAAGGAUACCUACUUUCAAUUUAACUUCACAGGUAAUGAUGUUCCGCGUGUGACGAAAGAUUCAAUGAAAUUUCGGUACACUUGAAUUCCCAUAUUCUACGGCAUCCUACUUUGACGUUUACCAUUAACCUAACAAAUAAUGGCCAUCGCGGCUACUAUACUUACUAUACAUAUACCUAUACCGUCAGAGAUUUGAUAUCCUUACAAUUUUGAGAAUCGGUCGAAUCCACUGGAUGCCGUUGAAUAUUCUUCGUGUGACAUGCUUUCUAAACUCUCGUCUCCCCGUAGCGUUAGAUGUUUCUGUACGCGCAAACUUUUUUCGUAUAUAGUAUAAUAGAUCCACGUCGCCUCGAAUGCCCCGGGCGGUCAAGUCAGAUUAAUGGCGCGAGCAGUAGUUUGUCAUAGGGCAUGCCUUUGUACGCCAUCAGAGAUAGCACUCGAGAGAUUCGUGUGCAAGAUAGAAAGAGACAGAGGCAUAUCGUCCUGCUUGAGUCAUUGCUUGAGUCACUCCUUUGCUCCGUUCUCACUCUCCAUCUUCCCUCUCUCUUCCUCUCUCUCCCGUCUCUAUUUCCACUCCUCGCUACUAAAUCCACCCUAUUAUUUCAACUGCCAAUAUUACACCCUGCGUCUCUCUCGACUGGCACAAGUCAGUCUAAAGUCUUCAAAAAAAAAAAAAAAAAAAAAAAAA